Messenger RNA from Metarhizium brunneum ARSEF 3297, 1368 nucleotides. RefSeq names its product FAD-dependent monooxygenase bik2 (gene bik2). Gene Ontology annotation, molecular function: FAD binding. The record is from RefSeq and is a predicted model, not a curated record. Lineage: Eukaryota; Fungi; Ascomycota; Sordariomycetes; Hypocreales; Clavicipitaceae.
AUGGCUCACGAGCACUAUGAAAUAGCCAUCGUAGGCGGCGGCAUAGCAGGCCUCACUCUGGCUUUGCUUUGCGAGGGGUUGGGUUUCAGUUACAUCCUCUUUGAAAAGCGAGACUCGCUCGAGGGUGAUAAAGGCGCGGGAAUCGGCUUACAGGCGAAUGCCCUGCGUAUCCUAGACCAGCUGGGUGUCGCGGAGAAGGUGGACGCGGAGGCGGGCACGUUGGCUGAAACAUAUCGGUAUGAUGAAGAUGGAAACCAGAUUAUGAGAAACAGUGCUCUGGGUACCAGUAGGAAGAGGGUUGGUUAUGGCUUCACCAUCAUGGAGCGAGCGGCGUUCCGUCGUAUACUUUGGGAGAGUAUCACACGGAGAGAAUGCAUCAUGGGUCCGUGCCUGGUAACCUCGGUUGAGGAGAAUGAGGAUGAGGUCAUUGUUCGUACGGCUCGUGGAUCCUAUCGAGCCGACUUGGUCGUGGGUGCAGAUGGCGUAAACAGCACGCUGCGAAGGCUCGUAGAUGCCUCAAAGCCCAUGGCCGAAUACGAACAAACGAACAAAGAAUCAAUCUGCCGGGUGAAAACAGACAUGUCAUCGCCCUUCACUUGCACCUACGGCAUGUCCUCCGCAACACCAGGCAUCCUCCCCGGCGACCACUUCGGCACUCACCGCCCAAACGGGGGCGUUCUAGCCUUUGCCGGUAAAGGAGGCACCAUAUUCUGGUUCCUCUUCGAAAACCAAGCCGCAAAUACCCAGCUGCCGCCGCGAUAUUCAGCCUCCGACGCGGACAAAGCGUGCCAAUUGCUCGCGGACAUCCGUGUCAUGCCAGAAGCGACGUUCGGCGACGUUGACAAGAACGCUAUUUUCAAGUUCAAAAUCCCGCUUCAGGAAGGCGUCGCGCCAAUCUGGCACACUCAUCGUGGCGUGUUGGUAGGUGAUGCGGCGUGCAAGAUAUCUCCUGCCAGUGGAAUGGGGGCUUGCCAGGCCAUCGAGAUGUGUGCCGUGCUCAUGAAUGAACUUGUGAGGGCGAGGAGAGAGGCCUUGUCAAGGCGAGAGGGGCGAAUAUCUCGCCAGCUGAUGCGCUCUGCGUUGGAGAAGUAUCACGAGAUACGGAGGCCAGUGGCGGUGAGCAUGGUGGCAAAGGCGCAUUUGAUCACUCAGAUUUGCUUGUGUACUCCCGGGAUGCCCACUGCUUUUGGGAAGCAUAUGAGACAACUUUCGGAAGAGUCUUUUUUCAGUCUUGCGGUUGAAAAUUGGAAGGAUUCGCCCACUGUGGAGGAUUUGGAGCUGACGCCGCGGGGGAGGCUUUGUAGUGAAGCCAUAGCCAAGGAAAUGACACAGGCUGUGCGUGAAAGGAACAAAAUCCAAACAAAAUAG